Cladocopium goreaui is the source of this 678-nucleotide messenger RNA. The record is from the annotation of a GenBank genome assembly. Lineage: Eukaryota; Dinophyceae; Suessiales; Symbiodiniaceae.
GAGUGCAGGAAAUGCAUGAAGGUAGAGAGACCAAGACAAACAGCUCCACCUUAACCUUGUGCGUUAGGCUUAUGCCUUGGAACUGGGGUUAUCAGGUGUUGACGCUGCCUAAGUACGAGCAGAUUCUCAGUCAAGACCUGUGGACCAGAGGCUAUGUCCUAGACGUGGCAGCCGGCAGUGCGAACAUGAUGCAACAAGACCCAGCUGGAGCAAAAUUUCUCGUCCGAAUCUUUGAUCCUGGUCAAGUCCGUCCAUCUUCUCGCUUUGCUUUGGUCUGCUCAUCUUUGAAAAUUAGUCGCACCUACAGCCUUUCUGCGCGCGUCAAUCGCUUUGCUGCCAGUGGUGUCACUAUCUGCAACAAUGUUUUCAGCGAUCUGGUUGCUGACCAAGCUUUGGGGUCAUGGUCUGUGGAAGAGACAGUUUCUCAGGAACCUGAAUCUUGGCGCCGCGGUUUCUAUGACAAGCCUCGCUCUUGGGAACUCGAAGGUCCAAAAGCCGGCGACAAAACUGACCUCACGCGAAAAUUUGCGACCCAGAAAGACCACCAAAUUGGAGCUAUGCCCAACCCAAAGCGAAGCAUUGAGGAGAAGCUAUCUGCAAAGGCACGCAAUUUGAGCCGUAUGGCUGCCAAGCGCCGCCGACGUCAAGCAACUCUGGGAAGACCUUCUGGGAAUGCGC